Molecule: messenger RNA, 1007 nt
Organism: Coffea eugenioides
Lineage: Eukaryota; Viridiplantae; Streptophyta; Magnoliopsida; Gentianales; Rubiaceae
Product: extensin-1-like
Exons: 5
Coding region: 1-837 (278 amino acids)
Source: RefSeq, a predicted model, not a curated record
AUGGGGAGCAAAGCAAAAGCAAUGGGGUCUAGGCUGACUCCUCUUUUUACCACCGUUUUAGUGGUAUUUGUUGCUCUUGGCUUGCCUUCAGAAACUGCAGCUGAUUACGACAAGUAUUCACCUCCUCCUCCUCCUUAUCAUUAUUCACCUCCACCAGUGUACAAGUCUCCACCACCUCCAGUCUACAAGUAUAAGUCACCACCACCUCCUUCCCCAAUUUACAAGUCACCACCACCACCUCCUCCAGUAUACAAAUCACCUCCACCACCUCCUCCAGUUUACAAAUCUCCACCACCACCAAUUUAUAAAUACAAGUCUCCUCCACUACCUCCUCCAGUGUACAAGUCAUCACCACCACCUGCUUACAAGUCUCCACCUCCUCCAGUUUACAGUUCCCCACCACCACCAAUCUACAAGUCUCCACCUCCACCCUACCAUUACUACUCACCCCCUCCAGUAUACAACUCCCCGCCUCCACCAGUGUACAAAUACAAGUCCCCACCGCCACCUCCUCCAGUUUACAAAUCUCCACCGCCACCAAUUUACAAGUACAAGUCACCCCCACCACCUCCUCCGUGUACAAGUCUCCACCACCUCCAGUUUACAAGUACAACUCACCACCACCUCCUCCCCCAGUUUACCAAUCUCCACCACCACCAGUUUACAAAUACAACUCACCACCACCUCCUCCCCCAGUUUACCAGUCUCCACCUCCACCCUAUCAUCACUACUACGGUUCUCCUCCUCCUCACCACUACUAAGCAAGUGCAUCUAAGUUUUGAGGCAAAGGAGAAGACAAUCGGUGUUUGCGACCUUCAAGAAGAUGUAGAAGAAUAAGAAUAAAAGCCCAAUGCGAGGAUGAUUCCAAGUUUCUACGUUACCAUUUCUACAUCUAAAUUGACUCUAGCUCCUGAGUUCCAUGUUUAUGGGGUUUGUACCGUUUUACGUACCAUGCAGUGCAUGCUUGUAAGGUUUUCUGUCCUGUUGGCAAACUGCAGGUCCAUAUA